AUGAAGAAGCGGAGUAUUCCGGUCACGCUGAAGUACGUGGAACACACGAAUUACAGUAUAGAGCCAAUUCGUUGGCUGCUGAAACCGAUAAGCGUCUGGCCGGUGAGGAGCUCAUCGAUGAAGGAGAAAGUUCUGUCGGCGGUGUUGCUGAUAACAUGUGUCUUUCUGAUUGUCGCUACUUUGGUGCCUUGCGCGAUGGCCGUCUUCCUGGACGACACCAAGAACCUAGAGACAAAAAUACGCGAUUUUGGGCCGCUCAGCAACUGGCUGCUGGCCAGUCUCAAGUAUAGUUCGUUGCUGGCGCAUGUCGACGACAUACGUCGGUGCGUCGAGCACGUCGAGACGGACUGGCAGGCCGUGACAAAGAUCGAGGACCAGGAGGUGAUGCUGAGAAGCGCGAAAAUGGGCCGUUUCAUCGCGAUAUUCGGCGCGAUAUUUGUGCACAGCGGCGUAUUCUCGUACAGCAUAUUCCGGACAAUAGAAUUGAAGUCCUCUGUCCUCGGCGACAACGUGUCAGGCCACUCGCUGCCCUUCGCGUUUUACAACAAGCUCCUGGACACGACAACGAGCCCGGCUUACGAGAUGAUGUUCGCGAUACAGUGUCUCUCCACGUUCGUGGUGAAUUCUAUCGUAGUGGCCACGUGUAGCCUCACCGCUGUUUUCGUGUUGCACGCGUGCGGUCAGUUACAGAUUGUCAUGUCGCUACUGGACAAUCUCAUUGACGAGGAAAACGAGAAGAAAAACUCCUCGCAGCAAAAUCUCGCUGUCAUCGUUGAUUACCAUUUGAGAGUACUCAGCUUCGUGUCUACCAUAGAAAAAAUUACAAAUGUCACUUGUCUUGUGGAAAUAGUGGGUUGUACCGUGCAUAUGUGUCUGUUGGGCUAUUACUGCAUAUUGGUGGGCACAUUUUGUGAAACUUACGCGAUAUUCACUGUUCGUUAA
Pseudomyrmex gracilis is the source of this 942-nucleotide messenger RNA. RefSeq lists its product as uncharacterized. The record is from RefSeq and is a predicted model, not a curated record. Gene Ontology annotation, biological process: sensory perception of smell; detection of chemical stimulus involved in sensory perception of smell. The coding region runs from base 1 to 942 and encodes 313 amino acids. Gene Ontology annotation, cellular component: plasma membrane. The transcript is spliced from 2 exons. Gene Ontology annotation, molecular function: odorant binding; olfactory receptor activity. Lineage: Eukaryota; Metazoa; Arthropoda; Insecta; Hymenoptera; Formicidae.